Messenger RNA from Propithecus coquereli (Coquerel's sifaka), 5601 nucleotides. It is a transcript of the gene ITSN2, whose product is annotated as intersectin 2. NCBI's taxonomy places the organism in Eukaryota, Metazoa, Chordata, Mammalia, Primates, Indriidae. The record is from RefSeq and is a predicted model, not a curated record. The coding region runs from base 1 to 4854 and encodes 1617 amino acids. The transcript is spliced from 37 exons. Gene Ontology annotation, biological process: positive regulation of Rho protein signal transduction. Gene Ontology annotation, molecular function: guanyl-nucleotide exchange factor activity; calcium ion binding; protein binding.
AUGAUUUCUUUGUCUUCCACUUAUGUUUUAGGAGGGCCAAACAUGUGGGCCAUUACCUCUGAAGAACGUACUAAGCAUGACAAGCAGUUUGAUAACCUCAAACCUUCAGGAGGUUACAUAACAGGUGACCAAGCACGUACUUUUUUCCUACAAUCGGGUCUGCCGGCUCCUGUUUUAGCUGAAAUAUGGGCUUUGUCAGACUUGAACAAGGAUGGCAAGAUGGAUCAGCAGGAAUUCUCCAUAGCUAUGAAGCUCAUCAAACUAAAGCUUCAAGGCCAGCAGUUGCCCAUGGUUCUUCCUCCUAUUAUGAAACAACCUCCUAUGUUCUCCCCAUUAAUUUCUGCUCGUUUUGGAAUGGGAAGCAUGCCCAAUCUGUCCAUUCCUCAGCCAUUGCCUCCAGUUGCACCUAUAGCAACACCCUUGUCCUCUGCGACUUCAGGGACCAGCCUUCCUCCCUUAAUGAUGCCCACUCCCCUAGUGCCUUCUGUUAGCACAUCAUCAUUACCAAAUGGAACUGCCAGUCUCAUUCAGCCUUUAUCCAUUCCUUAUUCUUCUUCAACAUUGCCUCAUACAUCAUCUUACAGUCUGAUCAUGGGAGGAUUUGGAGGUGCUAGUAUACAGAAGGCCCAGUCUCUGAUUGAUUUAGGAUCUAGUAGAAUCUUAGAUUUUGUGAAAUAUGGUUUUCAAGCUAGAAAUGCUCUUCUUCAGUCAAAUCUUUCUCAAACUCAGCUAGCUACUAUUUGGACUCUGGCUGACAUUGAUGGUGAUGGACAGCUAAAAGCAGAAGAGUUUAUCCUUGCAAUGCACCUCACUGACAUGGCCAAAGCUGGACAGCCAUUACCGCUGACUUUACCUCCUGAACUUGUCCCUCCAUCUUUUCGAGCAGGAAAACAAAUUGAUUCCAUUAAUGGAACUCUGCCUUCUUAUCAGAAAAUACAAGAAGAGGAACCUCAGAAGAAAUUACCAGUUACUUUUGAGGACAAGCGGAAAGCCAACUACGAGCGAGGGAACAUGGAACUGGAGAAGCGACGCCAGGCCUUGAUGGAGCAGCAGCAGAGGGAGGCAGAACGUAAAGCCCAGAAAGAAAAGGAAGAGUGGGAACGAAAACAGAGAGAAUUACAAGAACAAGAAUGGAAGAAACAACUUGAAUUAGAAAAACGCUUGGAGAAACAGAGGGAAUUGGAGCGACAGCGAGAGGAAGAAAGGAGAAAAGAGAUAGAAAGACGAGAGGCAGCAAAACAGGAACUUGAACGACAACGUCGUUUAGAAUGGGAAAGAAUUCGUCGACAGGAACUUCUCAAUCAAAAGAACAGAGAACAAGAAGAAAUUGUCAGGUUAAAUUCUAAAAAGAAGAGUCUUCAUCUUGAGUUGGAAGCACUGAAUGGCAAACAUCAACAGAUCUCAGGCAGACUUCAAGAUGUCCGACUGAGAAAGCAAACUCAAAAGACUGAGCUGGAAGUUCUGGAUAAGCAGUGUGACCUGGAAAUUAUGGAAAUCAAGCAACUUCAACAGGAACUUCAGGAAUAUCAAAAUAAGCUUAUCUAUCUGGUACCUGAGAAGCAAUUAUUAAAUGAAAGAAUUAAAAACAUGCAGCUCAAUAACACACCUGAUUCAGGGAUCAGUUUACUUCAUAAAAAAUCAUUAGAAAAGGAAGAACUAUGCCAAAGACUUAAAGAACAGUUAGAUGCUCUUGAAAAAGAAACUGCUUCAAAGCUAUCAGAAAUGGAUUCUUUUAACAAUCAACUAAAGGAACUGAGAGAAAGCUAUAAUACACAACAGUUAGCCCUUGAACAACUUCAUAAGAUCAAACGUGACAAAUUGAAGGAAAUUGAAAGAAAAAGAUUAGAGCUGAUCCAGAAAAAGAAACUAGAAGAUGAGGCUGUAAGGAAAGCCAAGCAAGGAAAAGAAAAUUUAUGGAGGGAAAGUCUUAGAAAGGAGGAAGAAGAAAAACAAAAGCGACUCCAGGAAGAAAAAACACAAGAAAAAAUUCAAGAAGAUGAACGGAAAGUUGAGGAGAAACAAUGUGAGACAGCUAGUGUUUUGGUGAAUUAUAGAGCAUUAUACCCCUUUGAAGCAAGGAACCAUGAUGAGAUGAGUUUUAAUUCUGGGGAUAUAAUUCAGGUUGAUGAAAAAACCGUAGGAGAACCUGGUUGGCUUUAUGGUAGUUUUCAAGGAAGUUUUGGCUGGUUUCCAUGCAACUAUGUAGAAAAAAUGCCAUCAGGAGAAAAAGCUGUGUCUCCUAAGAAGGCCUUACUUCCUCCUACAGUAUCUUUACCUGCUACCUCAACUUCUUUUGAACCACUUCCUUCAAAUCAACCAGCAUCAGUGACUGAUUAUCAAAAUGUAUCUUUCUCAAACUUAAGCGUUAAUACAUCAUGGCAGAAAAAAUCAGCCUUCACUCGCACUGUGUCCCCUGGCUCUGUAUCACCUAUUCAUGGACAGGGACAGGUUGUAGAAAACCUAAAAGCACAGGCCCUUUGUUCCUGGACUGCAAAGAAAGAUAAUCACCUGAACUUCUCAAAACAUGAUAUUAUUACUGUCUUGGAGCAGCAAGAAAAUUGGUGGUUUGGGGAGGUGCACGGAGGAAGAGGAUGGUUUCCAAAAUCUUAUGUUAAGAUCAUUCCUGGGAGUGAAGUAAAGCGAGAAGAGCCAGAAGCUUUGUAUGCAGCUGUAAAUAAGAAACCUACCUCUGCAGCCUAUCCAGUUGGAGAAGAAUAUAUUGCACUUUAUCCAUAUUCAAGUGUGGAACCUGGAGAUUUGACUUUCACUGAAGGUGAAGAAAUAUUGGUGACCCAGAAAGAUGGAGAGUGGUGGACAGGAAGUAUUGGAGAUAGAACUGGAAUUUUUCCGUCCAACUAUGUCAAACCAAAAGAUCAAGAGAGUUUUGGGAGUGCCAGCAAAUCUGGAGCAUCUAACAAAAAACCUGAGAUUGCUCAAGUAACUUCAACAUAUGUUGCUUCUGGCUCUGAACAACUUAGCCUUGCACCAGGGCAGUUAAUAUUAAUUCUAAAGAAAAAUACAAGUGGGUGGUGGCAAGGGGAGUUACAGGCCAGAGGAAAAAAGCGACAGAAGGGAUGGUUUCCUGCCAGCCAUGUUAAACUUUUGGGUCCAAGUAGUGAAAGAACCACACCUGCCUUUCAUCCUGUCUGUCAGGUGAUCGCCAUGUAUGACUAUGUAGCGAAUAAUGAGGAUGAGCUCAAUUUCUCCAAGGGACAACUUAUUAAUGUUAUGAACAAAGAUGAUCCUGACUGGUGGCAAGGAGAAAUCAAUGGGGUGACUGGUCUCUUUCCUUCAAACUAUGUUAAGAUGACGACAGACUCUGAUCCAAGUCAACAGUGGUGUGCUGAUCUCCAAACCCUGGACACAAUGCAGCCAAUUGAGAGGAAAAGACAGGGCUACAUUCAUGAGCUGAUUCAGACUGAAGAGCGGUACAUGGAUGACCUCCAGCUUGUCAUCGAGGUGUUUCAGAAACGGAUGGCGGAGUCAGGCUUUCUCAAUGAAGGAGAAAUGGCCUUGAUCUUUGUUAACUGGAAGGAGCUCAUCAUGUCUAACACAAAGCUGCUGAAGGCCUUGCGGGUACGGAAGAAGACUGGGGGUGAGAAGAUGCCUGUGCAGAUGAUUGGGGACAUACUGGCGGCUGAGCUGUCCCACAUGCAGGCAUACAUCCGGUUCUGCAGCUGUCAGCUGAACGGAGCAGCUCUGUUACAGCAGAAGACAGAUGAAGACACAGACUUCAAAGAAUUUUUAAAGAAGCUGGCGUCUGACCCUCGGUGUAAAGGGAUGCCCCUGUCCAGCUUCCUGCUGAAGCCCAUGCAGAGGAUCACCCGCUACCCUCUGCUCAUCAGAAGCAUUCUGGAGAAUACCCCGGAGCAUCACGUGGACCAUUCCUCCCUGAAGCUGGCCCUCGAGCGGGCAGAGGAGCUUUGCUCGCAAGUUAACGAGGGAGUUCGGGAGAAGGAAAAUUCAGACCGGCUGGAGUGGAUUCAGGCGCACGUCCAGUGCGAAGGGCUCGCGGAGCAACUUAUUUUCAAUUCCCUCACCAAUUGCCUGGGGCCCCGGAAGCUUUUGCACAGUGGGAAAUUAUACAAGACCAAGAGCAAUAAGGAACUGCACGGAUUCCUCUUCAAUGACUUCCUGCUUCUCACCUACAUGGUCAAGCAGUUUGCUGUUUCCUCCGGCUCCGAGAAACUUUUCAGCUCUAAGUCCAAUGCUCAGUUCAAAAUGUAUAAAACGCCCAUUUUCCUGAAUGAAGUCCUGGUGAAACUGCCCACAGACCCUUCCAGCGAUGAGCCUGUCUUCCACAUUUCCCACAUUGAUCGGGUCUACACCCUCCGGACAGACAACAUUAACGAGAGGACGGCCUGGGUCCAGAAGAUCAAAGCAGCGUCUGAGCAGUACAUCGACACUGAAAAGAAGAAACGAGAGAAGGCUUAUCAAGCCCGCUCUCAGAAGACUUCCGGCAUCGGGCGCCUGAUGGUACAUGUCAUCGAAGCUACAGAAUUAAAAGCCUGUAAACCAAAUGGAAAGAGCAAUCCAUACUGCGAAAUCAGCAUGGGCUCCCAGAGCUACACCACCAGAACCAUCCAGGACACGUUAAAUCCCAAGUGGAAUUUUAACUGCCAGUUCUUUAUUAAGGAUCUUUACCAAGAUGUGCUAUGUCUCACCAUGUUUGACAGAGACCAGUUUUCACCAGAUGAUUUCCUGGGUCGUACUGAAGUUCCAGUGGCAAAAAUUCGAACGGAACAGGAAAGCAAAGGCCCUGUGACCCGCCGACUGCUGCUGCACGAGGUCCCCACCGGGGAGGUCUGGGUCCGCUUUGACCUGCAGCUCUUUGAGCAGAAGACUCUCCUGUAGGGCACCUGGGAGGAGGCACCAGGGGACCUGCCCCCAAGGCUGAGGCUGGAGAAUGAGAUACCGCGCCUCCCGGGCUGAGGGAGCGUCACGCGGCUUCAUCCGUCACAAAGCCACGCACGCUGGCACCUCUAUUUUAUUGCACACUAAAUCGCUAGCGGUCUAUGCAAACAUCAUCUUCCCUAUAAUAAACCAAAACCUAUAGCACAGUGCCUUGUAUAGUGUUAACCUGUUCAGCUGUGUUUAGAUGCCAGGGUUUCCAUUUUCAGGGCUAUAAAAAGUAUUAUGUGGAAAUGAGGCAUCAGACCACCAGACAUCACCACUUGGUUGAAUGUGUCCACUGUGGAGUGGUUUGGUGACACUGUAACCAUUCCAUGCCAUGUGACCUCUGCCAGGUCACAGCCACUCAGGAGGGGGGUGGGGUGAAAUGCUGCAGGCUCAGGGCUGGAGCAGCCUGACGCUGAAGUAGCGCCUACUUGUGCACUGAACAAACACAGAAACUUGAUCAUUUUUUUCCUGAUUAGAUUUUAUCAUUCUCUGCUAAGACAAUAUAGUUUGAAAUAUAAGCUUGAUUUACUUUAAAUACUGUGAACUCUAAUAAUGUGGAAAAUAUUUUUCAACUUUUAAGUUUCUGAAGUAUAAAUUAUUUAUGUAAAUUCCUUGUUUUGCAUAUUUCAUAGGACAUGCAUCUUUAAGCUUUAUCAUUGCCAACAUGUACAGAAAGAGAAUAAAAAUGUAAGUUUAUGAAUG